AUAUUCAUAAUCUAGUUAUAGUUGAAAAAGAAAAUACAAUUGAUGAACUAAUUAGCGAUAGUGACAAGAAAAAUCUAAGCAGUGAAUUGAUUAGCAAAGAUAGAAAAGAAAAUGAUAUUAGUGAGACAAUUAGUGAAAAUGAAAACAUAAUUAAUUUAAUACCUCUUCAUGAAAGGCACUCGGGUAUUAUGCUUGCUAAUACUGUCUAUACUAUUAUUAAUAAUUUUGGUCUUGGUGAUAAAAUUAUAGCUGUGACUACAGACAAUGCUUCAAAUAUGAAUGUGUUUGAAAAUAAACUUGAACAAUUACUUUUAAAUAAUCAUACCAAUACAUUAUUUCAUCAUGCUAGAUGUGCUGCGUAUAUUCUUAACUUGAUAGCAAAAGAUGGUCUUAAUGAAGCAAGAAUUUUAGUUAAAAAA
Racocetra persica is the source of this 419-nucleotide messenger RNA. The record is from the annotation of a GenBank genome assembly. NCBI's taxonomy places the organism in Eukaryota, Fungi, Glomeromycota, Glomeromycetes, Diversisporales, Gigasporaceae.